Molecule: messenger RNA, 1299 nt
Organism: Brassica oleracea var. oleracea
Lineage: Eukaryota; Viridiplantae; Streptophyta; Magnoliopsida; Brassicales; Brassicaceae
Exons: 9
Coding region: 301-1299 (332 amino acids)
Biological process (GO): proteasome-mediated ubiquitin-dependent protein catabolic process
Cellular component (GO): proteasome complex
Molecular function (GO): nucleic acid binding
Source: RefSeq, a predicted model, not a curated record
GGACUUUUCCUGGAGAAGAAACAAAACGAAGGUUAAUUCUCCGAACAUGGAUGUGACAGAGACGCAACAGAUAACAGCAAGGACGAUCGAGAAGGUGGUCGUUCAUCCACUCGUCUUGCGUAAUAUAUCGUCGACGAUUACAACCGCCUCGCUAAGAAAUCAGGCAAGCGCGUUGUCGGUGUUCUUCUAGGCGGUAGCUCCCAUGGUAUCGUUGAUGUCAUCAACAGCUACCCAGUGCCCUUCAAGGAGGAUGGAAAAGACCCAUGUGGCGGGUUUUUUUAUCACAAACACCGCCGCUCAAUGUUGCAACUGUUCCACGGCAUUAAUGACAUGGUUGGUUGGUACAGCACAGGCCCUGAACUUCGAGAUAAUGAUUUGGAUGUUCACGCUAAGUUCUGCCACUAUGCUCCCUAUCCAGUGCUGGUCGUUAUCGAUGUAGGACUUGGAAUUCCCACAAAUGCUUACUAUACUAUGUCCAGCCUCGAGAAAAUCGAGAAAGAAGUCUUUGUUCGUGCGUCUGUAGAAAUCGCUCCUCAUGAAGUCAAGGAGGACUCUGGUGAAGAACAUCUCCUCAGUGAGUUUAAAGAUACAACUACAGAAAUUGCCCCCAAGAGAAUGACAUUGGGAGGUGUGAGCUUUGUCGAUGCGAUGGAGUCGUACAUGGAGUUCUACAAAAAUCAGGUUAGGAUCAGUGUCGAGGGAUAUGACCUUUCCCUUCGAGCCGUUGAUCUCGACAUUUCCUUGGUGAACCACUUCAGCUCUUGUGGAAACGUGGAGUUCGUGAAGGUGCCGGGAGACCCGGUGACCAAUGCUAUUAACGGCACAAGUACUACUGUGGUUCUCCGCGGGAAAGGUGCAGCAGAGAAGGCCUUGGCACUCAACGGAAGUGACGUGGGAGGAUGGAGAGUGUCCGUCAAGAUCUUACCACCAGCGCUAAGUAGUCUGAGAUCUGGGUUGACUACUCGUGAAGCGGCACGUCAAUACGUCGCCCACUUCAAAAGAUACAAGAGCCGAGGCAUUACUGUUAAAGGAUAUGAUUAUUCGCUCUGUGAGGCUGAUGUCAAGAGGGCUUUGGUUAACUAUUUCUCUUCCUGUGGAGAGAUCACCGAUGUUUUUGUUUUCAAAAGACGUGCUUUGGUCUACUUUUUCGAAUAUGAAGCAGUGGAAAAUGCUUUGAAGGUUUGUCGACCAAGUCAAAGACGUGUCACGGGGACGUGUUUCCGUGCUAGAGCUAUGCCGAUACCGAAACGGUUGAUUGUUCAUGGCCCUGACUCCUGCCUUGCUACUCCUGCCUAUUGA